Messenger RNA from Fusarium keratoplasticum, 696 nucleotides. RefSeq names its product HIG1 domain-containing protein. NCBI's taxonomy places the organism in Eukaryota, Fungi, Ascomycota, Sordariomycetes, Hypocreales, Nectriaceae. The record is from RefSeq and is a predicted model, not a curated record. Gene Ontology annotation, cellular component: mitochondrial inner membrane. Gene Ontology annotation, biological process: mitochondrial respiratory chain complex IV assembly. The coding region runs from base 1 to 696 and encodes 231 amino acids. The transcript is spliced from 2 exons.
AUGAAGAUUCUCACCAAGGAAGAAGAGGAAGCCCACUACGCUGAGGUCCUCAAGGGCGGCGUCAUUGGUGGUGUUUUUGGCGCGACACUCGGUCUCGCUGGUGUUUAUUUCGGCUCCAAGCGCUACGCGACCGUUCGCGGUCUUACUCUUCCCUUCAAGUCUUUCCUUGUCACAUCCACCAGCACAUUCGGUGCCAUCGUCAACGCUGAGCGAUGGAGCAUUGCCCACCAAAAGGCUCAAGACCCAAGAUACAGCUACAGAGACGAGGCCUCCCGCGCUACGGAUCUGAUUCGACAAAACCAGAGUGCCUAUGAGCGAUUCAUGGAGUACGGUCGGGAAAAGAGGUACACCAUUGUUUUUGCAUCAUGGUUGGCUUCAAUGGGCGUUGCAUUCGCCAUCGUUAGCCGAUCGCCAAUGAACACCGCAAACAAGGUUGUGCAAGCUCGUGUCUACGCGCAAGGCCUUACGCUUGCUGUGUUGAUCAUCUCGGCCAUGUUUGAGAUGAAUGAUCUCAAGGAAGGCAACAGCCGAUUCCAGACCAUCUGGGUUGUUGAUCCCAAUGAUCCCGAGCAUAAGAAGCUCAUUGAGAAGAAGGUGCACAAGGAGGAGUACGAGGGCCAGGACCUCUGGAAGGAUAUGGUUGCCGCUGAGGAAGCUCGAUUGGCUGCCAAGAAGGCUGCUGAGCACGCUUCUUAA